This is a messenger RNA of Porites evermanni, 3419 nucleotides long. Lineage: Eukaryota; Metazoa; Cnidaria; Anthozoa; Scleractinia; Poritidae. The record is from the annotation of a GenBank genome assembly.
UUUCCAGGCGGUUUCUAUCAAGACGAGUUCGCCUAUGCAGGGAAAUCAACAUACGGUGUAGGGUGUAAACUUUGUCCGUUAGGUCACUAUGUAUCACAACAUGCUGCCCCAGGAAAGGCGACAACAGAUUGUAUCUUAUGUCCACAAGGCAAGUGAAAUUAAGAAAUGGCUUUAGCACUUAUUCGGCAAGUUUGAUGGAAAUGGUCCUUCACAUAACUAAUAAACAAUCUGUUAUGCAGGCGGUUUCAGCAUUUGAGUUUUGGGAAAGAAUCUCUGGAGACAGGGUAAAUGCCAUUUAGAAACCCUCUGUCUUUGUUCCUAAAAGAAUCCGGUAUUUUUAAAUUAGAGCCAAAUUCAUAACGUCGACGUCUCUAAAACCCUACGUUUUGGCUACCCAGAUAAAAUACGAGAAGAGCCCCCACGAAACUACUCCGCAAAGAGCUCCUACAUAAAACUACUCCGGAUUGAAAAACGUAUACGAACAUCUUUCCCCAAAAUUACCUGGUUAAUAUAUACCGUUCUAGAGGAGCGGGAUUAAGAGGUUACAUACCGAAGUUCUCGGCUCACUUCCGUUGUAAACUUCAAGAGUGGAAUCAUUCGAGUAUACGUGCUCGAUUAAAGGACUAUGAAUCCAGUACAGUUAGACAAAAUCAUUUCGAUGCAUUUGGUGACAAGAGACAAAUUGGAAAAGCUGCAGUUGGCUUCCUUAACUAUAAGACCCAUACAGAAAUGAUGACACAUUAUAACCUCAAUCAACAAUCAGCAAUCAACAGUACGUAUUUAAACUGAAUAUGGUAGGGAGAUUGGUAUUGGAAAAAAUUGUUAGUCAUACCCAGAAACGUUGAGGGUGAUUCUGAUUUUACUAUUACUCUCUUUUACAGGAACGGUAUAUUCAGAAUAUGCUGGUUUUAAGGGAUGCGAGUGUCUUCCCAAUUAUUAUCGGCUAGAUCGAUUCGGUGCUUGUAAACGAUGUCCUUUACGAGGACUAACUUGCCAAAACGAAACAGUGUCGCUUCAGCCUGGCUUCUUCUGGAAAUGGUCGUCAAAUGAAAGUCUUGGUAACUACCAAAAGUUCUCAGCCGAUCUUUUAAUAACGGACAGUUCAUACCAACAGCCACGAUUUCAAGGAACAGUACCACAGGUAUACCUGUGUCCAUUGUCUAAAGCAUGUCUUGGAGGUAUGGAAUCGAAGUGCUCUAAUGGAUAUGGUGGUCCCCUCUGCGCCGUGUGCAGCAAAGGGUAUUACCAGUUGUUGAACCAUUGCCGCAAAUGCCCUGAAACAUUGUGGUUUAUUAUACAACUGUGUGGAAUUGGUAUUGUUAUAGCCAUUCUGACUGCAAGCAUCGUUCUGGCAAGAAAGAGAAGAUGUCCUUCUGGAAGGACGAUGAGCGAUAUGAUACUCGCUCGUCUAAAAAUUGUCAUUGGUUUUUAUCAAGUCACUUCCAGUACCUUGAACACUUUUUCGUACGUGGAAUGGCCCGGUGCGCUGUUAACAGUAGUGCAAUACGCCAAUAUUGUACAGUUAAACCUCUUGCAGAUUAUUCCUUUACAGUGCUUUGUAGACAACGUAACGAUGAAUGCCUACACGAGAUUUCUUGUUAUUAUGGGUUUAAACAUUUCGGUGAUACUCUUAGCGAUGUUAGUUUACCAGCUUCGAAAACUUGUGCUAAUCAACAAUACGUCUCUUAGCAGAGAUGAAUUGGACGAAGCUCUUUCGUACAGCAAAACGCAGAUCUAUCGAGUCGUCUGUCUCGUGAUUUUUGUCGCCUACCCUUGGACAUGCGAAGCCAUUUUGCAUCUUUUGUCCUGCCAGGAGAUUUGUUCCACCGGCCAAAGAGAUUCAUGUCGGUACUUUCUUCGCGCUGAUUUCACUGUUCAAUGCUUCACCAGUCAGUACAACAAGUACAUAAUACUAGCUUACACAUCGCUUGCCGUGUUCAUAGCCUUGCCGGCGGUUACCCUAUUCCUGCUAUGGAAGUAUCACUACAAAAAGAUCUUUCCAGAAGGGCAAACCAAAAGUUACCAUGGAAACGAAAUAUCCAUUGGUCUCAGUUUCCUCUAUGAAAACUAUUCCCCAAGGUGUUGGUUCUGGGAACUCAUCGAAGUUUCGAGAAGGGUUUGGCUGACUUUGACGAUUUUUCUUCUUGAAGCAGAAACGCGAAGCCAUCUUGGCGUAGCAGCGAUUACGUCCGGAAUAUAUUGCAUUCUGGUAGCUUACUACAAGCCCAUCAGUGAUAAACUCGAGCACUGGCUGCAAUUGAUCUCACUUCUCGCCACGUUUGUGACCAUGAAUGUUGGAAUGCUCCUAAAAAUACCAGCGGAGGAAGCGUAUUCGAAUGGCCUGGUUCAACUGAGAGACUCUAUGUUUGUUUCGGUGGUCCUAGUAGCGGUGAACGUCACCGUCGUUGGACUUAUAGUAGGUAAGCAAAAAUACAGUACAAUAAACGCUUAAUGACUAGUUCAGAGGGAAACAGCAAGUAUUUGAUUCGAGGGAAACAAAAACGAUCAGCUUCCCGAAGUGAUUAAGUGAUUUGUUAUAUAGCCCACUUUGAGCAACCUCAACGAGCACAAAUCUAUGAAACUCUCCGCGAUAUUCGCGGGUUUAAGUGCUUUCAUCAUUAGGAAUCUUGCGAAUCUACGACGGCGACGGCGACGGCAACGGGAACGUCAAAAAAGCAAUAGGUUUAAUGAGCAAUUUAACAACUCCGCACGUGCAUUACGUUUUUUUGUAAAUUUCUUUGCCGUCUCUGCACAACUGGAGCUAACUGGCACGUGAAGUGACCAAAUUUUAAGUUUACCUGAGAACGGAAACGGCAAGGCGAUAAAUUCUACCAUCUCUGUCUGAACUCGGGCGCUACCCCCGGCGGCUUCAGCUCCAAGCUAAAAGCUUAAUCCCCUUCUUUUAAGUAACAGGGUGACUUGAGAUAAUCGCGAAAUAGUUUGAAAGGAUGAGAAGUCUAUUUUUCAGGCACGUCUUAAUGGACGUCGCCGUUGUCGGAUCUUAAGGUCCCUAAUUACGACGGCGACGGCUACGAAAAAGUCAGAAAAGCAAAACAACAAACUUUGCAUAUCAUAAUUUGCACCUACAUCACACUAUUUAGUCAGUAUAUUUCUUUGCCAUCAUUGGAUUACGACGUAAAAUCAGUUCCGUUUGAAAAACUUGCAACUCGUGUUUUAUCAAGUUAAAAAUACUCCUGCUGAUUAACAGUUGCAGUUGCAACGCGUUUUCUCUAUUUAUCUCUAUUUUAGUGCACUGUACAGUUACCUUGAUCAAAGCAGUUAAUCAACUGAGAAAAAACACACACUGUGGCGUCCAGUGUUGCGUUGCGUUCAUGACUCAGAUGCUUGGAGCUGGAGAACACGAUGCUGACUUUGAGCCAGGAGAGAUUUCGAAUGCAACUGUAUUCCAACCUACUUAA